This is a messenger RNA of Phanerochaete carnosa HHB-10118-sp, 1994 nucleotides long. RefSeq lists its product as uncharacterized. NCBI's taxonomy places the organism in Eukaryota, Fungi, Basidiomycota, Agaricomycetes, Polyporales, Phanerochaetaceae. The record is from RefSeq and is a predicted model, not a curated record. The coding region runs from base 244 to 1893 and encodes 549 amino acids. The transcript has 3 exons.
CAUCCUUACCUCCGUUCGCCCACCAUCUUGAACCAGAGGGGUACCAUCAUGUCUCGUCCUGCGCGGGAUGCUGACUACUCCCGGCGUUCGAUGUGUCUCGCCUUCGCUCGAGGGCAAUGCAAUCGUCAAGCCUGCUCGUUCAGCCACACACUGAUCGACCCGACUCGGUUGCUGCAGCUUGUUCGCGACGCCCCGCACAAUGUGAAUGCACGGGCGCGACCAUACGAAUCGGCUUCUAUCACAAUGGAGUUCCGCGCUAUUGGUGGAGGCCCAGGGGAGUGGACGAUCAAUCUACGCAACGUCGAACGCAUCACUCUCGACGACAAGGUAUACAACGUCAACGCAGGAGUAUACAAUCCCAAGGUGGCAAAAGCGACCAGCCUUCUCGAGGCGGUGAAGGAGCUUGAGAAGAGCAUUUUUGGCCGCGUUGCUCCGGUUCCAUGGAAGCCUGGUGAUCCCAAGGCUACCCUCUGCAAGAGUAUGGCCGAUAACAGCUGCCAGAAGGAUUGUCAAUGCCGCAACAGCCACGACUUGAUUGAUAUUACCGUUGUCGAACGCCUUCUGCGGGAGUACGGCCAGAGACCGCGCGCUCUCCGAUCGCCGACCUACAUCUCCUAUGGGAAACAUGACAGCCCCAACUUCUUCUGGAUGGUCUCUCAGUUGAAUUCAGACAUGCUUAGCGAACCCAUCACUGCCGGCGAUCAUCUCGCGACCGUCAUGGGACAGCUCGUAACGUACUUGAGAUCUAUUCUCAAUGCCUCGGCCCGCACAGUUCCUAGCCAGCAGUAUCGAAGUCCCGCGAUGACGACAGCAAGGCCAUCGAGCUCAACGCAUCGGGAAGCCCCUCCUCCCUAUUCCGAAAUUGCUGGUUCGGGUCCAUCUCGUGGCUCAGCGGCUUCACGAACGGCCUCGCAAGGGGCGUCUAAAGAAUCUUCGAGGCUCCUCGCGUCAGCAGCUCCGACUCCGAGUUAUCAUUCCGUUGUGUCCCCGUCUUCGACCUCGCGGUCAUCUACUUCAGCGUCCACUAAUUCUGCCCAGCAGAGCUCCACAAAUGGCCUUGCGAAGUCCUCUGCCUUUGAGGUCAAUGUCAAGGUGAAAGCGAGCGCGACUGGGCCAGCUGGACCCUCUUCCACUUCCGAAGUGCGCUCUAGCCACACCAUCACGACAUCAUCGGCGGUUGUCAAAGUCGACGUUGGUGUCAAGACAACGACGACUUCGCCUAUGGCGUCUCCCUCCACCCCUGCACCGUUUGUGAAUCAGCUCACCAAGCCGCCGACUGCGGUGGUGAAAGUCGAUGUCAAGGUCAACGCUGGUCCGGCUUCUCCGUCACCAUCCAGCUAUUCCUCGACUAGCUCCGCUUCGACGUCUAAUCAUGCGCAUCUAACGACGUCUGCAACUACUCGCGUCAGUCUCCCUGCGAAGCCACCUCCGAGUCGUACCGUCGCGAGCUCUCGACAGCCUCAAUACGGGGCAACGUCGUACAGUUCGGUGGGAGUACGCACGCCGUCGAUGCACGCGUCCAACUACGUGCAGCAGAGCGUGACGUGCUUGCCACCGCCGGUGACCGCCAGACCCUCGUACGCCGCCACCGCCACCUACACUUCGUCCUGUACCCACUCCCAUUCGCGGCGCCGGGAUCAGAAUGAAGCAGCAAUCGUGGCGAUAGCAUGCGUCAUCUUUUUCCUGCUACUGCCCUUAACUGCUGCCGGCGUUAUAUUUUGGCCUACCAUAUGGCAGGCUCUUGCAGAGGCUGGGGAAGCCUUCGUUGCGGCGUGCGUUUCGGUCCUCCAAGGUCUCGCUGGCUUAGCCAUUCUUGCCGCCCUGUGCGCAGCCGUAUAUGCAGGCGGCGCUCCCGCUCUAGCUCUCAUAUGCUGUUGUAUGUUUUGUGUUUAGGAGAUAACUGCACGACUCUCGAGUUUAGUAUGUCGGACGCAUCACUAGGAAUAUAAUACUGGUGUAGGGGAGUGGUUUGCAGAUAUUCUGUGGUAACAAUC